UCUCUCUCUCUAACAAAUACUAGAUGGUUCGAAUUCUCUCUCCUAAUUCUCAGCCAAUAUAUUCUUCUUCUUCUUCAUCUUCUUUGUCUUGGUCGGCUCCAACUCCGACUCCGAUGACGACAUCGACGUCGAUGACCGAGACGGUGAAUGGGUCCAACCUGUUCAACAUCUCAGGGUACUCGCUCUUGAAAGGUAUUGGGGUCGGAAAAUGCGUGGCGUCCAAUACUUUCACCGCCGGCGGGUACUCUUGGGAAAUUUAUUUUUACCCGGACGGCAAGAAUGAGCAGGACAAUGCUACGUAUGUUUCGCUGUUUAUAGUUUUGGCGAGCGAAGGCACUGAUGUGAGAGCGCUUUUUGAACUGAAGCUUUUGGAUCAGAGUGGGAAAGAGAGGCAUAAGGUUCAUAACCAGUUCGAUAGUGGGCCUUACACGAUCAGAAGUCUUGGUAGCAUGUGGGGUUACAGCCAUUUUUUCAAAAGAACUGAUCUAGAGACAUCUGACUACCUCAAAGAUGAUUGUCUCAAGGUUUACUUUAGAGUAGGUGUUGUGAGAUCAUACACCGAGGGUCCUGAGAUCUACUCUAUUGCAGUACCACCUUCUAACGUUGGUCAGAAUUUGGGGCAUCUAUUUGAAACUGGAAAGGGAACAGAUGUGAAUUUUGAAGUUGAUGGGGAAACUUUUGCUGCUUAUUCUGAAGGGCAUAGGUCUGGUCCCUCACAGUGGGAUAAUGAAGGAGGUUCUAAAAGUCGUGGUAGGAGGUCAUCUUGGCGGGAUAAUGGAGGAGGUUCUGGGAGUCGUGGUACCAGGUUGUCUCGUCGAAGGACCUCGAUGUUGUCUCGACGGAGAACCCAAGGUCCUUCGACUCCUUCCAAUGAAGAUGAAAACAAUCAGCUCGGCCAAUUCCUUGCAGAACAAAGAAAAUUGCUUUUCGGUGUAUUUUUCUUUUUUCUUUUCCUUUUUUUGUUUUUUUGUUUUUUUGUAUUUUGGUAAGUGAUGUAGGGGUGUUUAAAAAACUGCUCUGAUCACACGGCUGCAUCACACCGGCGGCCAAAGAUUCUUGAGGCCCACCUUUAUUUAUUUAUUUUUUGUUGCUAAAACCAACUUCUAUUAAACAGAAGAAACAAACAAACAGUC
Quercus lobata is the source of this 1133-nucleotide messenger RNA. Its product is annotated as BTB/POZ and MATH domain-containing protein 1-like. Gene Ontology annotation, molecular function: protein binding. Lineage: Eukaryota; Viridiplantae; Streptophyta; Magnoliopsida; Fagales; Fagaceae. The record is from RefSeq and is a predicted model, not a curated record. Bases 24 to 989 code for a protein of 321 amino acids. The transcript is spliced from 2 exons. Gene Ontology annotation, biological process: protein ubiquitination.